UUACAUCGAUUGCCAUUCUGUGUUUGCUCGGUGUUGUGAUUGCAAGCGUGAAAAAGUCCUUUUCGCGGAGCAACCAAAAUGAAGCUGCUUAACAAUCUGCUGCUCAAGCGUACAUCCACGUACCUUGUUGGCAUUGCCGGAUGCGUAUUUUUCUUUGAACGUGGCUUCGAUAUGAUUACCGAUGCCGUAUUCGAAUCCCAUAACAAAGGGAAAUUGUGGAAGGAUAUCAAGCAGAAGUACGAGCAAUAAUGAUUGGAGAUGAAAAAUUAACCAGCUAAUUGUUUAUUUGAAAUAAAUCGUAGCUUACUAAAAUCCA
Messenger RNA from Anopheles nili, 316 nucleotides. It is a transcript of the gene ox, whose product is annotated as cytochrome b-c1 complex subunit 9. The record is from RefSeq and is a predicted model, not a curated record. Lineage: Eukaryota; Metazoa; Arthropoda; Insecta; Diptera; Culicidae. The coding region runs from base 79 to 249 and encodes 56 amino acids. The transcript is spliced from 2 exons. Gene Ontology annotation, biological process: mitochondrial electron transport, ubiquinol to cytochrome c.